UUUCAGAGGGAGUUCGUCGAAGCCUUGUGUAUUUCUGAGACAUCGGCUAGCAGCCUGUUGGAAUCAUGGACACUGCUGGAAAGAUUAUUAAGUGCAAAGCAGCAGUUGCCUGGGAGCCGAACAAACCAUUAUCAAUUGAAGAGAUUGAAGUAGCUCCUCCCCAAGCCCAUGAAGUCCGUAUCAAGGUUGUUGCCACUGGAGUGUGUCACACUGACCUCUACUUCCUGUAUGAGGGCAACCAAAAAGAGGGCUUCCCGACAGUUCUGGGUCAUGAAGGAGCUGGAAUUGUGGAAAGCGUGGGCCCAGGAGUGACCAAGUUCAAAGCAGGUGACAAAGUCAUCCCUCUGUUUGUUUCCCAGUGUGGAAAAUGCAAGUUUUGCGUGAAUCCCAAAACCAACCUUUGUGAGAAUAGCUGGUCGAAUGAGAGGUACCAGGUGAUGUCUGACCCCACCACCAGGUUCUCCUGUAAGGGGAAGCCCAUCCUCCAGUUCAUGGGUACCAGCACCUUCUCUGAGUACACGGUGGUGAAGGACAUUGCUGUCGCCAAGAUUCAUAACUCUGCCCCCCUGGACAAGGUGUGCCUGCUGGGCUGUGGCAUCUCCACUGGGUAUGGAGCAGCCCUCAACACCGCCAAGGUAGAGCCCGGCUCCAGCUGUGCGGUGUUCGGCCUGGGAGCUGUGGGUCUGGCUGCUGUGAUGGGCUGUAAGGCUGCCGGAGCCUCUCGGAUCAUUGCAGUCGACAUCAACAAGGACAAGUUUGAGAAGGCCAAGGUGUUCGGCGCCACUGAGUUUGUCAACCCUAAGGACCACAGCAAACCCAUCCAGGAGGUCCUGGCUGAGAUGACCAAAGGAGGAGUGGACUUCUCCUUCGAGUGUGUUGGGAACGUCUCUGUCAUGAGAAGUGCCCUUGAGUCUUGUGUAAAAGGCUGGGGGGUCAGUGUCCUUGUGGGGUGGACAGACAAACAUGACUUUUCUGCUCGGCCGAUACAGCUGAUAUCUGGGCGCACUUGGAAGGGGACAUUUUUUGGAGGCUGGAAGAGUGUGGAGAGCGUGCCCAAGCUGGUGGAGGAUUACAUGGCAAAGAGAAUGAAGCUGGACGAGUUUGUGAGCCACAAUAUGCCCUUGGACAGAGUGAAUGAAGCCUUUGACCUCAUGACCAGUGGGAAAAGCAUUCGCACAGUUUUGAACAUGUAAAGAAGAGGCAAGAAAAGCUUUUUCUCCACAUCCUAAUAUUCCAAUACUCUAAUGAUUUCACUUUUUGUAAGCAUGCUCAAAGUUCCUUCUCAUGACUCAAUUGAUUCUGUAAUUUUUCACUUUUACUAAUAGUCCUUGAAUAAAUUACCUAUCAAAUCA
This is a messenger RNA of Lepisosteus oculatus (spotted gar), 1352 nucleotides long. Its product is annotated as alcohol dehydrogenase 1-like. Gene Ontology annotation, biological process: formaldehyde catabolic process. Gene Ontology annotation, molecular function: S-(hydroxymethyl)glutathione dehydrogenase [NAD(P)+] activity; zinc ion binding. The record is from RefSeq and is a predicted model, not a curated record. Lineage: Eukaryota; Metazoa; Chordata; Actinopteri; Semionotiformes; Lepisosteidae. Gene Ontology annotation, cellular component: cytosol.